AUGCUGCGCCAGGUCGCGCGGGGACUGGCUGGCCCUGUCCCGCGUACCUUUACCUCCUCGGCCAGACGGCUCAACUCCGAGGGAGCGCCCGCAACACAAUCGCACAUGUCACAGCUGCUCAACCAAGUGUCACGACUUGAUGCGACUGAGAAACAACAUCUGCUUGGUCCCGAUGGUACUGCGGUAUUUACCAAGACACUCCGUCACCCCUUUGCGGGCUCCGGACCGGAGGAAUUGUCCACGCUGGAAGUACUGAAGCCGGCAAAGGCGAUACUCAAGCCGGAAAAGAUCAGUUUGCGUUCGCCAGCGCAUUCGUUCGCCGAAUUCCAAUAUCACUAUUUGCGUGACCUCUGUCGAUGCCCUCGAUGCGUUGACCCGCAUUCAAAACAGCGAUCGUUCCGAACUGGCGAUAUCCCGGCGAAUAUCUACCCGCGAGGUGUGAAAUGGGACGGUGUGUCGUUGGAAAUCAAAUGGGCCAAUGAUAUCCUCGAUUAUGGAGAGGACCACGUCUCGCGCUAUGAGAUCCAUAAGCUCGUCACCGGGCCUUACAACACCCACGAUAACACUUCUCGUGCCACCAAACCAUACUUGUGGGACAACGCGAAAAUGAUGGAGAUGGUACACUGGGUGUCGUUCGAAGACUAUAUGGGUAACGACGCGAAAUUUGCAGAGUCAAUGCGAAAUCUCCAACGCCUGGGACUAAUCUUCGUCAAAGACAUCCCCAAGUCUCGCGACCUCGUGAAGAAGAUUGCCGAGCGCAUGGGCCCGCUACGGAAUUCGUUUUAUGGAGAGACCUGGGACGUACGUACAGUUCCGGAGGCCAAGAACGUCGCCUACACAAACCAGUUCCUCGGAUUCCACAUGGACCUGCUGUACAUGAACGAGCCUCCUGGCUACCAACUACUCCACUGUCUGGAGAAUUCUUGCGAGGGUGGCGAGUCGCUCUUCGCAGACGCAUUUCGCGCUGCCAAAAUCAUGAAGCAGCAGUUCCCAGCCGAGUUUAAAAUUUUGAGUACUCGUUUGAUUGGGUUCGAAUACAUGCAUGAUGACCAUAUGUACAGCAAUACCCGACCGCUGUUCGAAGUGGACGAAUUGACACGCGAGAUUCGUAAUGUCAACUACUCCCCUCCAUUCCAGGGCCCGAUUCCCAAACUCGACCGCUCGGGCAACAACAACCAUGCCAAUUUCAAGCGGUGGAAGAACGCGAUGGCUACUUUCACUCGUUUACUCGAGAGCUCGAAAUCCGUUUACCAGCUGAAGCUAAACCCCGGUGAAUGUGUCAUCUUCGCCAACCGGCGAAUAGUCCAUGCGCGAAACCACUUUAAUACGGCGGAGGGAUCCCGAUGGCUGGCUGGUGCGUAUGUGGAUGAGGAUGCAUUGCUGUCCACCUUUGCCACGAAUGCGAAGAAUUUUCCGAAUGAAUGGAAGAGCAGUGAUCCAGCGAAGACUGGGAGAGCUUUGGAAGAGCGGUUUGCAAACGAAAGGAAGGAGCUUCACAAUGCGAGACGGGAGGAGUAUGUCCGCCAAAACAAGACUGAGGGACCCCAAGAACAAGCUGGCGAGACUCAAUAG
Messenger RNA from Penicillium argentinense, 1572 nucleotides. Its product is annotated as putative Gamma-butyrobetaine hydroxylase subfamily. Bases 1 to 1572 code for a protein of 523 amino acids. Gene Ontology annotation, biological process: carnitine biosynthetic process. The transcript has a single exon. The record is from RefSeq and is a predicted model, not a curated record. Lineage: Eukaryota; Fungi; Ascomycota; Eurotiomycetes; Eurotiales; Aspergillaceae. Gene Ontology annotation, molecular function: oxidoreductase activity. Gene Ontology annotation, cellular component: mitochondrion.